Molecule: messenger RNA, 10407 nt
Organism: Caenorhabditis elegans
Lineage: Eukaryota; Metazoa; Nematoda; Chromadorea; Rhabditida; Rhabditidae
Gene: ret-1
Product: Reticulon-like protein
Exons: 10
Coding region: 102-10001 (3299 amino acids)
Cellular component (GO): endoplasmic reticulum membrane
Source: RefSeq, marked reviewed
GGUGAACUCCUCGGGGUCCCUUCAUCUCGUGUCAGCACAUUUUUGUGAGCUCCAAAAAAUUUUGUCACGAAAAACACCACUUCAUGGAUGCUGAAAACGAAAUGAACGCUGAAAAUGUCGAUGUGGAACUUUUCUUUCGAAAACCACCGGAGAUCACAAAUUUUGAGUUGGUUAAGACAAUUUGGAUUGACCCGAAAGAGGAGACAAAUUCCACAAACGAGCCAACAUCUGAGCAUGAGCCAAAAUCCCUCCAGCCACUUGCUCUUCAACCCCUUCAAACUCCUGAGUCAGAGUCCGGUGGGUCCUCUUGUUCUCAUUCGGAAGUUGAACAACUUCCUGACGAUAUUCUCAAUGAACCUCUUGAUGAUGAAGUUUUUGAAGAAGAAGAAGAAAAUGUGCAAACUGAUUUACUGUUCCGUCAGCCAAAGAAUUCAGAAAUGGAAUUAGCUUACACCAUUUCAAAAAGUGCCGAAAUCAACCUGGAUGAAUUGGAAUUUGAGGAUGAGGAAGUCGAAGUGGAUCUUUUGUUCCGUGAGCCAACUGAUCGUCGAUUUGAAUUGGUUUAUACAAUUCCAAUGAUGGAAGAUGUGAGUAUUGAUUCUCAGGAAACCAUUACUUUUGAGGACAUUCCACCAUCUGAAGAACUAGAUAACGUUGUGGAAGAAGUUACAGAUGUUGCUGAACUUACUGAAUUUACAUUUAAACCAGUUGAAAAAGAUGAACAGACUGAAACUGAGUCAUUCACUACAGUCCUAGAAGCGAAUGCUGGAGAAGGUGCAAGAGACUUUAUCGAAAGAGUUAAGUUGACUUCCAAUGACACUUUGGAUGAUUUGGAUGAUGAUCCUGAGGAAGAAACUUUCCAAAAUUCGUUUGUAAAAUCUGUGGACUCUAAGACGCCAACUCCAACAGGAGACAAUUAUGAAAUUGAGGAUUCCUCUGUAUCUGAUGUUCUCAAAGAUGCAGCCGAAAAAUUGCAAAUAAUUCGAAAUUAUUCUGCGGACUUGGAAUCCGAAAAAGAUACAAUUAAUACGGAUGUUCAGCAUGUCUUCAUUGGUCUUGAGGAUGAAGGUGGUGUUAUACCAAUAAUCCAAGAAACACAAGAAUAUGUUGCAGAAAUUGGACCUACUCAAGAUAAUCAAGAGUAUGAUUCUACUUCUAAAAGUGAUUUGGAACCUCAAAGCUCUGCUGAUGGGGUUGUGGAAACUUCGACUUUCGAAGCCCCAGCAGUCUUCGGAUUGGAAGAUUCUGAAGAUAUUAUAAAUAAGCAUGCACUGGAAACAGCAUCAAAUCAAGAAUUCUCGAAAAUUAAAGAGCCUGAAGUGACUGAAGUUUCUGAAAAUACCGCAGAAAAUUUGAACGAAGAAGUUGGAGAAUCUAAGAAUCCGGAAGCAAUCGAUCUUGUAGAAUCUGGAGAGAACGCAGGCAUCGAGCAAAAUGCAGGAGCUGAACAAUCUCAAAAAGAAGCGGUUGAGGAAACUUCAAGUUUUAAAGCCCCAGCAGUCAUUGGGUUGGAAGAAUCUCGAGAUAUUUUGAAAGAUCCUUUACUUGAAACUGCACCAGAUCAAGAAAACUUCAAUAAUAAAGAAUCUGAAAUGACUGAAAUUGCUGAAAUUACAACCCCAAUUAGACUUGAAUCGUCUGGAGACAACUUCAUUGGUACCGAUCCAGAAAAGGGCACAGAACAAAUUAAAGGUUCUGAGAGCUCCGAAUUAGUAACCCAAGAAGUCAUUGGGUUGGAAGAAUCUGGAGAUAUUUUGAAAGAACCAGCAUUGGAAACUGUAACAAACCAAGAACUUUCUGAAAAUAAAGUUUCUGAAGUGACCGAAAUUGCUGAAAAUAUAACCCCAAUCGGACUUGAAUGUUCGGGAGACAAUUUUAUUGGUACGGAUCCAGAACAGCAGCCAGAGCCCAUCAAAGGGAUUGAAAGUUCAGAAUUGGAUGUCAUUGGGUUGGAGGAUUCUGGAGAUGAAGUGAAACAAUCACAGUUGAAAUCUUCAGAAGAUCAAGAAUUUUCUGAACUUAAAGAACACGAUGCAUCUGGAAAUGUUGAUGAAACUGGUGAGAGCGCAGAUAUCAAACAGGAUGAUGUAACGGAAAUUGUUCAAAGAGAAACGAUUGGGCUUGAGGAUUCUGGUCUUGCAGAGAUUGUCGCUGCUCAUGAGAAAAAUUUGACAUCUUCUGAUAUUGACAGUUCUGUGAUUCCGGAAGAUGCGGAAAAUGCAUCUCCAGAGGCGAUUGGCCUUGAAUCUUCUGGAGACAACUUUAUCGGUACGGAUCUAGAACAUGAAGAAGGUCAGAUUGACAAUUGUGAGAGUUAUGUAUUGGAAACAGCAGCUGUCAUCGGUUUGGAGGAUUCUGGAGAGAACUUGAAAGAUUCUGUACAGGAAGAUCCACCGGAGAAAGAAUUCUCUGAAAAUAAAGAAUCUGAAGUUACUGGGGAUGUUGAAAAUACAACUGCAAUCGGACUUGAAUCUUCAGGAGAACACUUCAUCGGUCUGGAACAAGGACAGCAAGCAGCUUCCAUUGAAGCAAAUGAGAAUUCUGAAAUGGAAGCUCCAGCAGUUAUCGGUUUGGAAGAUUCUGGAGAUAAUUUGAAUAGGCCUGCAUUGGAAACUGCAUCAGAUCAGGAAAGUUCUGAAAAUAAAGAACCUGAUGCAUCUGAAAAUGUUGAAGAAACUGAGCCAGUUUCAUCUGCAAAGGUAAUUGCGCUGGAAUCAUCUGGUGAUUGUGAAGAAGGAAAUAUCAAAAUAUCUGCUAAUGAAAAUAGCGUGGAACCUGAUGGGGCUGACAAACCAGCACAUACAGAACAAGAAAUUCCCACAAUAAUUUUGCCGUCUGAAACUACAGUCACUCAGCUAGAAGAUCAUCUUUCUGAAACUGAAGAGAAGCAAAACGAAGUAGAAAGCUCAAUUAAAUCAGAAAAAAAUGUGAUUGGACUUGAGGAUUCCGGAGAUACUUUCCGGGAUACGAGUGGCCUUGCUCCUGCUGAAGACAAUGAAGCUGAAGCGACCAUAACUACAGAUUUUGUUCCACUGGAAUCUGCGGGAGAUAUUCCUUCUGAGAACGAGAUCAAGGAAGUAGCAUCUGCUCCUGAUGUUGUUGGUCUUGAAGAAUACAUCAUUGGAAACAUCCCAAACGCUCCAGUUGUUAAUGAUGAUAUUCCCAACGUUUUUACUCCGGAGGUAGCCAAUGAUGAAACAGUGGAAACUUUUAGUGUUACAGCAGAAGAAGCUUCUAUUCCUGUUGUUGUGGAACUUGAACCGAUAGGUGACGAGUACGAAUUUCAGAGACCUGUAGAAAACUUCUCGGAACCAUCAGAUAACAUAAAUCUUGAGGAGAGUGGAGCCGAGCAGGUCUUGUUAGAAAAUAAUAUGUUUACGCCACUUGAUGAACUUGAACCUCAACAGAAAAUCUUAAACGAAAAAGCGGAGCAUAUUGAAAUAGAAGCUUCUGGUGAUGAGUUCAUCAAAGAUCACCCAUUUCCUGUUGAAAAUGAACAGAAUGUCAACGAACAGAGCUCGAGAGUUGAAACCGUACAUAGUUUCAUUGGACUUGAAUCUUCUGGAGUUGGUUUGACUGGAGCUGUUUCAGACUCAGUUGCCAACAAUGUCAAAGAGAAUACAGAAUCCCCAGAUAUCAUUAGUCUCGAAGCUUCUGGCGAUGAGCUUUCAAAGCUUGUUGAAGCUCGAGAAAUUAUAACAGAAAGUAAAGACGCUUACUCUACAGAUGUACCCGAAAGUCGUAAAACCGUUUCGGAUGUUAUUGGUCUUGAAGAGGCAGGUGACAAAAUUGUUUCGAACAAUGUUUCCAAUGUGAUGGGGAAUCCGGAUGAAAGUCAACUUGCUUUAGAACAGGCAGACAAUGUCCCCGAGCUUCCAAUUGAGAAUUCGGAGCAAGAAACCGUCGCUGUCAAAGCUACAGAAUCGUGUGAUCACGUUGUUGACUCCCAAAAGACACUUGAAAGAGCUUCUUCAUUAGAAGAAGACAUCAUGUCGCCAGAAGUGUUGGGCAUCACAAGUUCCCAAACACUUUCUGAUUAUCUUCCGGUUAUUUCAGAGGAUCAAGACAGUAUUCCAGUUCCAGUUACUGAAGUUGAAGAAACUUCAGAGAAACUGGUUAAAGCAUCAUCUUUAGAGGAAGAUGUAGUCUCGCCAGAAGUCUUAGAAUUGGAUGACAGAGUGCAGAAUAAAAAUCCUGAAUCGGAAGUAACAGCAGUCGAUGCUUCUAAAACUGAAGGAGACUUUUCUGAUUCACCUGAUUCUAGGGCCACAGAAACAUUUAUGGAGAAGUUGGUAACAGUGACUGAAAAUCUUCUUCCAGCUGGAGAUAAAUUAUCAGAAGAGCGUAUUCAAGAAAUUAGAGAAAAUGAAACAAUUUCUCAGCCUGGCAAGGAGGAAGACGACCUUGAAAACGCUAACGAUCCAGACGAUGAAACCAUAGUUGAAAAAAUUGUAUCAAUGGCUGAAAGCUCUCUCCCAAUUGAAGCCGUUAUUUCUACUGAAGAUGGAGGAACUUCAGAUCAACCUGCACAGAAUGCAAUUCCAGAUUCUGAAGAGACUACUGUUGAUGAUUCACAAACCGAAGAGAUUUUUACUGAUGAUAACGUCAAGAAAUCAAAAGAAAACACUCCUAAAGCCGAAAAUGACACCGAGAUUAAUUACCUUCCUGGUGGAGAAGAAGGACCAGAGGAUAACGCUGAGAAGAGAAAUGAAGCAGUAUCUCCUAAUGACGAGACAUCAGAAAUCAAACAAGACUUGGAAAAUUUGGAGAAUGGUGCUUCAGGACCAGACAACAAUGUUCAGGUUGAUGAGGCUGCGCAAGAAGAUCCUACUGAUCCAGAAACCGUUGAUGAGACAACUUCAAAGAUCAGUGAAAAUAUGCCAAAAGCACCUGAUACUGAAGAUGACAAUGCAACUGAAUUUAUCGAGGCUGGACUUGAAACUACCGAAGCUUUUGGUGAUGCUGAGCAUGUGAGCUAUCUGGAUGCCAAUAUCGAGAAAUUGGUUGCAAUGGCAGAUGAACCGCUUCCAGUUGAUGAACUCGUAAGCAUUGAGGAACGACCUGAAGAGGUAGCUCCAGCGGAAUCGACUGGAGAAGACGAGGAUAUUUUCAGGAGAGAUAGAAGAACGGUAUCUCUUACAGGAACUGGCGACCAAAAUGCUCCGAUUCAGGUUAUAUUUGUUGGGGAUGGAGAUGAAAAUCCCGAUGCGAAUGCUGAUCAAGAAAGAACUUCUGAACAUAACGAACUUAUUGAAAGUGAUAAAGAAUCAGAAGAAGCCAUCACAAAAAAUGAGGAAGAUGUCGAUCAGGAUCCAAUUCAAAGCGAGGAACCUCUUACAUCCCAAGAGGGUGAAAGCUCAAUUGGAAAUAAGAUAGUAGCUGUUGUGGGAAGUGUUCUUCUUGGUGGAGCCGUGAUUCCAUAUGGAGUACUUGCCAGUAACGAGAAUGAAGAUGCUCAUGCCGAUAGGGAAGUUGAAGAAACUGGUGACUCUACCCGUGAUAGGCCUGAGGAAGAGACAUUCGUAAGCAAAUUGACUUCAAUGGUUGAAAAUAUUCUUCCUUCAACAAAUGAUGAGAAUCCAGAAGCUGUUUCCAUGGUCGAAAAUGUUCUUCCAGUGAAUACAGAGGGUCUGGAUGAAUCGAAGGAAGAUAAUCCAGAUGCUCCAACUGCAGAAGCUCACAGUGGCGAGAAAAAUCUGAGAAACGACAAAACAACUGAUACCAGAGAACGGGACCCUGAGGAAGAAACAAUACUGAAUAAGUUGGUGGAAAACGCUCUCCCAACUGGAGUAACGGGUUCUUUCACUGAAGUUUCUGCUCCUGAUGCUCAAGAACUUGAUGAAACUGUUGUAGAUCAUGCUGGUCAGAAUGAUACGUCUGAAGUCGAAGAUGCUCCUGAAAAAUCAGCUGGCGGGACAGUUAUUGAAAAGUUCACCUCGAUGAUUGAAAGCAUUCUUCCUGUUCAAGCUCCAACUCAGCCUGAAAAUGCGGAAAGCCAUAUUGAUCAGGAAACUGGAGGAGCGUCAGAAAUAAAAGACGACCAGAAUCAACCUGAGGAAUUCAGCGCGGAACAUCAAGGCAAGUUUGAAGUUUCUGCAGAGCCGGAUCAAGAAAGCGCAGAAUUUCAAUUGGAAGCCAAAAAAGAUCAAGAUAAGGAAACAAUUGAAAACUCGGAAGAUGCAAAGAAAGAGACAGUUAUGGAAAAAUUAGUUUCCCUGGUUGAAAAUAUUCUUCCUGUAGAAGCUGUUCUACCGUCUGACAGCACUGUUACCAAAAAUUCAGAAGACAAGAAAGAACUUGAAACCCAAGAGCUUUCCAGCAAAGAAAUCAAAACAUCUGGACAACCGGAAUAUGUACCUGAAACUUCAGAGGCAUUCGUUUCUGAUCCUGAAAUAUUCCAAAGAGUUAAGCGAGCUUCUUCUACGGAACCUAAAACUCAAAAAACUGAACCACAUGCUCCCAUUUUCAUAGUUGGACAGAGUACUGAAGAUGAUGAGCAGAGCAUUGCCAAUGUAAUCGAUGAACUUGUGCAUGAAGACGAUGAAAAGAAAGUUCCCGAAGUUACAGCUAAUAUCUCGGUUUCCGCUAGUGAAAACAUCGAUGAUUCCACAACCGCAAACGCGGUUCCAAAAACUGAAGUGUCCUCGGAGCAGUUACAAGUGGCAACUGUGGAAUUUGAGCUUGAGAGUGCCCCAGAAGAGGAAUCUGCAGCCAUUCCGGAGGUUCAAGAACCACUCGAAAAAGUUGAAGUUCAACCAGAUUUAUCUCAAAAUUCCCCAGCUCCACAUAAGAUCAUAGACUUACAUUUUAAUAUUCCAAAGGAUCACGAGGACUAUGGCAAUGACUAUGUUCCAUUUGGAACUGAAAGUUCUGAAGAAUCGCAGAAAGCAGAUGGUAAUCAAGAGAACCAGGAAGAAGAAGACGUUGUCGCUGAGCUGAACUUCCAUCCAAUUCGUCAAUGGAGAGACGAAGAUGUGAUUUCCCUUCAAUCUCUUAAAUCUUUAGUUGCAGAAGUUGGCUGCAUUACAGAUGUUGAUGCUUCUGAUGUUAAUGAGCAAGACGAGGAGUCAACAUUGAAAAUUCUUAAGGUUGUACCAUCUGAGCCUUCUUUGCUGGAACUUGAUUUUACCAAUGAUCCAAAAGUUAUUCAUGUUCCGAUUCCGUUGAUGGAACCAGCGACAAUGUAUUUGGAAGAAAUGGUAGAGUGGAUUAUUGCAGAUGCUGUGAAAGAAGUUAGUGAAAUGGAGGUGGUGACAGAAUCCGAAAUAAGUGAGAUGGCACCGCAAGUCUCUGAAUCCACGUGUCCGAUUCCUGAGCCACUAGCUGAUUUGAAACUUCCAGUUGAAGAUGAUGAGAAGACUCCAGAACCUGAGCCGGUAGUUCCUGGGCAGGUUCAAGAGAGAAUCAUCCCAAUUGAAGUUGAACAAGCUCCAACGAUUCCACAACGACCACCUCGUGCUCCAAAAUCUGAGCUUCCGAAAGUUGCAAAGCCUCUAGACGAUUCGAAAUCACGUGUGAGAUUCGCUCCAUUGAAUAUCAAACUGGGAAGAACAUACUCUGAAGAACAACAAAAAGAACUUGUAGAAUCUUUGGAAAGACCUCUGACAAUCAUAACUCAACAAAAACCACCUGAGAAGCCAACUGAAGACAUUGGAGCCCUUUCUCCUCUCUCACCAAAUACACUUGCUGAGUAUGAAGAGGUUCCAAUGAUGGAUAUGCAAUCUGUUCCACAUUCUCCCCAGGAGAAGCAGGAAGAGAUUGAGGCGCUGUCGGAAAUUAUUGAAGAGCCACAGGCUAUGAAAGAAGUUGAGAAGCCUGUAGAGUCAGCUCCUGAGAAGGAUAAUGAGUCAUUGGAAGCUCCAGAAAUUAUCAAUGAACCGAUCAGACGAGUUUUAGUUGAAACUAAAAUUAUGGGACCUGGAAAAUCACUGAAUGAAGAUAAUGAUGAUGAUGAUGAUGGAAGUGAAUGUUUGGAUUCAAUUGGGGAUCUUAGUGAACGAACUAUUCAAAGAUUCAAUACCUCCAUUGACGAUCCAUCUAUCCGUCGUGACUCUUUCUCCUCGAUUUCUUCCUUUGGAGAUCGUCAAAAGUUCCGUACCGCUAUUGAGAACAUUCGACAAGAUUUGCUCCCAUUUCAAUCUUCUGUUUCCCAGUACCUUCGUUCAUCUCCAAACCCAUCUCAACAACUUCUAGUCACCAAUUUAUCAAUGGAUUCUCCAUCUGAUUUGUCGCCAAACGCGCCGCCAGUCGGGUUUGAAAACACUGCCCAAUUCCUUGAAAAGUUGCAACAAGAGGAUCGACCAUCCGCUGAAGGAUCCAUAGAUUCCAGUGGAUUUGAGAAGGUUGAUCAUGAAGGUUUAGACGAGUUCGCAGCUCCGCCAGUUCAUGAUCCAAUGCAAAAGUCAGUAUUUGGAAGCCUUGGAUCUGACGACAUGAAGCCAGGAUCUCAGGACGACGGAUUCGUAUUCAUCGAACGAAACGAGGCAAACGAAGCAACUUUAAAGAAGAAUCAGAAGAUGUCUUCCCAUCACAACGACGUCAUCGAAAAGAAUUAUUUCAACGACAACGCACCGACGGCUGCUCUUCUCGAAUCUCCGAUUGCUGAGGAAGCUCGUAAACUCGUGCAAGAUGCCGUCGAAUCGGCUUCGGAAUACAAGAAGCAAGCGGUCGACAGUGGUGAUGAAAUUGGACGUGAAUUGCUCGAUAAUGUUGAGCAAAAGAUUGAGCAAGUGAAAGAGCCAAUUGUCGAUAGCUUGCACAAAGCUUAUGAUGGAGUCGGCGAUUUUGUGCACGAAACUGUCCCAAAUGCAGUUGAUGAUUUUGUCAGAGAAGCUGAGAAACAACUUCCAGAGAGUCCAGUUCCAGAAAAGAUUGAGACUCCAGAACCACUCGUCGAUAUACACGACACUGUAGACAAAGUUCAUGAUGAAGUCGACAACUUCUUGAGACGUGAGCCAACUCCACCAUUCGAGACUGAUGAUGUUGCUCCAUUGUCCGACGAUAAGCCACAGUUCGGAAAUCAGACACCUGAAGAGGAUGAGACGACUUUUGAUCGCAAGGGACCAUUAACGAUUCCAGAGGAAGUGGAGAAGGCUGCCGCUGCUCAAAAUAAUGAUCUUGAUGAUUUCGAUCCAUUGGUUACUUCAAACACUGGAGCUGCAUUUGGAGCCGCUGUUGGAGCUGCCGCAGCUGUUGAGUCUCUCACCGAAGAGGAAAUGUUUGGACAUCAGAAGUUUGAAACCGUGCCACGUCCACCAACUCCACCAAAGGAUAUUAGUGAUGAAGAUGUGAAGCCAUCGACUGUUAAUCUUGGUCCAUCUCAUCACCAUUCUCAUCCAUCAUCGCCACAUCAUUCGAUUUUAAAGCAUCACGGUGAUGCAUGGAUCGAUUUCAAGACUGUUCCACCAUGUGUCUUGGAUGUGAUCUACUGGCGCGAUGCCAAGAAGUCAGCCAUCGUUCUCUCAUUGGCUCUUCUCGUCCUGUUCGUUCUUGCCAAGUACCCACUUCUCACAGUCGUCACAUAUUCGCUUCUUCUUGCUCUCGGAGCUGCCGCUGGAUUCCGCGUCUUCAAGAAGGUUGAAGCUCAAAUCAAGAAGACCGAUUCUGAGCAUCCAUUCUCAGAGAUCCUCGCACAAGACUUGACUCUUCCACAAGAAAAGGUUCACGCUCAAGCUGAUGUGUUCGUUGAGCACGCCACCUGCAUUGCCAAUAAGCUGAAGAAGCUCGUCUUCGUUGAGAGCCCACUGGAAUCUAUCAAAUUCGGACUUGUUCUCUGGUCUUUGACAUACAUCGCUUCGUGGUUCUCUGGAUUCACCCUUGCCAUUCUUGGACUUCUCGGAGUUUUCUCUGUGCCAAAGGUUUACGAAUCUAACCAAGAAGCCAUCGACCCCCAUCUUGCUACCAUCUCCGGACAUCUCAAGAACGUCCAGAACAUUAUCGAUGAGAAACUCCCAUUCCUCCGCAGUGCUCCAGUCGCCGCUGAAGAGAAGAAGGAUCAAUAAAUCGAUUGCCAUCCGAACACACUUUGCCAUUGUUUUUCCUUUCCCUCAUCCCAAAAAAUUCCGCAUUUUGAUAUUUAUCAUCCCCACCCAAACCCAAAAUCGCUUCUAUCAAAUUUUCCUCAAUUUUUUUUUUGACAUUUUCAGGCUUUUCCCAUAAUGCGUGUCUUCUUGUAGAAUGUAAGUCGAUCAAGUAGAUUCAAGCAACAUCUAUUGCUUACUAUUUCCCACCAAUACCUACCCACCUAAUGCAUCCAACCCCCAACCGAUUCAUAAUUAUUUGUACUGUAUAUCUUGUCACAAUUUUGGUACAUUUAUUUUCUCUCAAUUCCCAAUUCAGUCCCCAAACAAUGUCUUUUGUCUAUCGUAAAUAAGUUUCUCUUUAUUAUAUAAAAGCUUGUCCUCAUAA